Molecule: messenger RNA, 2454 nt
Organism: Eucalyptus grandis
Lineage: Eukaryota; Viridiplantae; Streptophyta; Magnoliopsida; Myrtales; Myrtaceae
Product: putative disease resistance protein RGA4
Exons: 2
Coding region: 256-2454 (732 amino acids)
Biological process (GO): defense response to other organism
Molecular function (GO): ADP binding; protein binding
Source: RefSeq, a predicted model, not a curated record
AGCUAGCCUCUCUCUAAGACUCUUCGUCUGUCGACUUUCCCCAGCAGUGCCCUUGAUCUCUCUAUUCCUGGAGUCUUUGCCCAUGCCGUCUCAUCUCAUCUCUCUCUUGAUCUUGCCGACACCAUCUCCUGUCCUCCUCUCUUGAUCUAGCUGGUUGGGGCCUCGCCUUUGUUGGUCGGCCGUGGAUCAGCCCACUAUUAGCCAGGAUUAAAAUCUUCUCAACCCCAUAGAGAAAGAGAGAUAGAGAGAACAAAUAUGGCAGAAGCUGUCAUCAGCAUUGGUGGAAGCGUCCUUGCCAAUCUGAUUACUCAAGCACUGGGAAAGGUUGGAAAUUUAGGGGGCAUCAAGCGUGAACUUCAGGUGCUCGAGAGCACCGUCACCAUGCUUCAGGCUCUGCUGGACGAUGCAGAAGAGCAACAACACCAGAGUUCCCAAAUCAAAGAUUGGGUGGAGAAACUAAAAGAGGUUUUCUAUGAUUUGCAGGACGUGCUUGAAGAAUUUAAUAUAGAAGCUAUGCGACGAGAACUGAAGGGCAACAAUCAAAUGAUCAAGGUGGUAAGGACACUUUCUUCAAGUUUAAACCAGCUUGCUUUUGAACUGAAGAUGAGUAGAAAAAUAACAGAAGUGAGGGAGAGAUUGGUAGUUAUUAAAGAUGAAAAGGAUUUCCAGUUAGACAAGGGACCUAGAGGGUGGAGGAAGAGUGAGGAGACGCAUUCGUUUAUGCGUGAGGAAGACAUUAUUGGAAGAGAUAAUGAGAAAAAGAAUGUUAUGAAAUUCUUACUGAAUUUGGAUGUGAAAGAGAAUAUUUUUAUCCUUCAAAUACUUGGUAUUGGUGGGCUUGGAAAAACAGCUCUUGCUAAAUUUGUAUAUAAUGAUGAGAUGAUCAGUAGACAUUUUGACUUGAAAAUGUGGGUUUGUGUCUCUAAUGACCUUGACAUGAAAAAAAUAGUGAAAAAUAUCAUAGUUUGUGUGGAGAAGAAAGAACCAAACUACAGUCAGAUGGAUGGGUUGCAAAGUGAAUUGAGGAAAAUAAUUGAUGGAAGGAGAUAUCUCUUAGUUUUGGAUGAUUUGUGGGAUGCAAAAUCAGAAACAUGGCCAAACUUGAAAUCAUUAUUGAUGGGAGGUGCUAGAGGAAGCAAGAUCCUUAUAACUACACGCCUUCCUUUGGUUGCAAAGAUCACCUCCCCUACUCCGCCUCUUCUUCUUGAGGGCUUGUCUGAAAGUGAUUCUCUUGAUUUGUUAAUGCGAAUGGCUGGUCGAGAAGGGAGCAUACAAGAUCCUGACAUGCUAGCUAUUGGUAAAGAGAUAGUUAGAAAUUGUUUUGGGGUUCCAUUGGUUAUUCGAACUAGUGGGAGGUUACUAUUCCUUAAGCAAACUAAAGAUGAGUGGUUACGUUUCAAAGAUCAUGAGCUCCCAAAAAUGUCUCAAACGGAAGAGCACAUAAUAUCUGUUCUUAAGCUAAGUUAUGACCGUCUUCCUUCACAUUUGAAACGAUGUUUUGCCUUUUGUUCAUUGUUUCCCAAAGAUUUUGUAAUAGAGAAGCAUACUUUAGUCAGUCUUUGGAUGGCAGAAGGAUUUAUCCAGCCAUCAAAUUCAAGUAAGCAUUUAGAAGACAUUGCUCAUGAAUAUUUCAUGGAUCUACUUUGGAGUAACUUCUUCCAAGAUUUUAAAAUAAACCCAUACACGAAGGAGGAAACUUGCAAGAUGCAUGAUUUGAUGCAUGAUCUAGCCUGCAAUGUUGCAGGGAAUAGGUGUCGGGUGGCAAGGGAUGACACAAAUAUCAUAAAUGAAAGAACUCGUCAUAUAUCCUAUGGUUCGACUUUCAAUUUGAUGGAUGAACUUCCAAUCUUACGCUUGAAAGCAAGUGCACUAAGAACAAUUCUAUCUACUACUACAUAUUGGGAAGAAAGACAACAAAGAGAACCAACAAGUGAAGUGGAUCUAGGCCAAUUAAUUCAAAAUUUCAAGAGGUUGCGCAUCUUGGAUCUGCAUGCCACAAAGGUCGAGAAGGUGCCAAGGUCCAUUUGUGAGUUGAAGUAUCUCACAUAUCUCGAUCUCUCUUACAACCAAACACUCAGAAGGCUUCCUAACUCCAUUACGAAAUUGCAGAGCUUGCAAACACUUAAUCUUAGAAAUUGUGAUGCCCUUGAAGAGUUGCCAAGUGAUCUAAAGAAGUUAGUUUGCCUUCGGAAUCUAGACAUACGUCAUUGUUUUAAACUUAGUUAUUUGCCACGUGGAAUAGGGGAAAUCAGUUCUUUGCAUAGGCUAACGAACUUCAUUUUACCCAAAGAUAAAGCUCGUGCUAAGAAUUAUUGCGGACUUGGGGAGCUAAAGGGGCUUAAUAAUAUCCAGGGACAACUUUCAAUUGAAAAUUUGGGAUACAUAACAAAUGCGGAAGCCAAAUGCGAGGAUGAGAUAUUGAUGGGAAGCAUUCUCUGGAAUUUUGGUACUUAG